Messenger RNA from Camponotus floridanus (Florida carpenter ant), 1123 nucleotides. RefSeq lists its product as uncharacterized. The transcript is spliced from 5 exons. The record is from RefSeq and is a predicted model, not a curated record. NCBI's taxonomy places the organism in Eukaryota, Metazoa, Arthropoda, Insecta, Hymenoptera, Formicidae. The coding region runs from base 266 to 1027 and encodes 253 amino acids.
UAUUAUUGUUGUUGUUGCAUUUAUUGACGUAGUAUAAUCAUUGAUGAAAUAAUAUAUGUAUUUAUGUAGAAUUUAACCUGAACAUUAGCAAAAUAUUAAAGAAUAUUUACAAUUUUGCUAUUCUGUUUAUAUGAUGUGUGUGUGCACAUGUAUGUAUUCCAGAAGAAUUAUAUAUCAUUGAAUACGUAUCAUUGUGAUAAUACACAUUGCAAUUUAUAAGAAAACACAUACAUCAUAUUAAAUAUCUCUACAACUUUAAAUCAAGAUGCAUUAUGGAAAGAAAUCUCCCAGUAUGGGAACACCAUCUGUAUAUUCUCAUGUAACUACUCGCAGCAGUGCAAAUCUUAGAUCGUCAAGAUCUGCUCGCAGCGUAAAAAUUCCAUGGUAUCAGAAAACAAAACUGACACAUGCUUUUAUAUUCGAUAUUCAAAGGGGUGCUAUGUUUACUGCUAUAUUUUCAUUGUGUCUGGCCUUUUUCACAGUGUGUACAGCUAUUUUUGAUAUCUACUGUCUGUCACAAGCUGCACCUGGUUCUACGCAUUAUGGAUAUUACAUCAUAUCAUAUGAAUUUGUUUAUGUAGGCAAUCAACAUGUUCGUAAUGCAUUAAUUGUAUUUGCAUUGUUCUCCAUGUUGGGUGGAAUAGUUGUCUUUGUAACUUCCUUGAUGUUGAUCACAGCUUUACGGAAAGAAUAUGAAAAGAAAAUAGUACCAUGGCUGUAUAGUUUUGCCAUAUUCACUCUUUUCAGACUAUUUGCUUUUAUAUUUUUUAGCAUUGUAAAUGAUAUGAUAUUUGCCUAUAAUAUCAUAAUGUGUCUUCUAUGGAUAAUAUUUAUCUGCAUUUCUGCAUAUGGUUGGCUUGUCAUCUAUUCUUUAUAUCUUGAAUUGUCCGAUUUAACAAGAUUAGAGGAUCUUGCUCAUUUGCGGAUUGGUACAAUGCAAUCUUUAAAUGCAUCAACGACACAUUCUAUUGCUGGUUCUCGACCAACAACGCCUCAUAGCGUAGUAUCUACUUUGCCUGUUAAGUAAAUCUUACAUAAUAUAUAAAACUUAUUCAUAAUAAUUUUAUAUAUAUAGUGGAUAAAAAUAGUAUUUUUUUGGACGUUUUUUUUCUUUUUUUGAGAA